AAAGAAUAAACAACAUGAGGUCUCUACUCCUGCUUGCGUUGCUGCUGUGCACGUUGAGUGUAGCGCAUGUUCAGACACAGGACAACACAAACACACUGAGGCUGUGUGGCCGGGCGUUAAUGCGGGCUGUGGUGUACACCUGCGGAGGAUCCAGGUGGAGAAGAGUGAUGGGGGAAGAGGAGACUUUGCAAGAUGGUCACAGAGAGCCAGAACUGAAGAGGACAGACAUUGACCGUCAGUGGAGGGACCUAAACCAGGCGUUAAUAACAGUGUGCUGCCAAGUAGGCUGUCGAAAGAGUGACCUAUCCAUGCUCUGCUAGGGGAGAACAUCCCCCAAAUCAUCCAUGAAUUUAAAUACAAUGUUCAGAACAUAAUGUAAUUUCACUCUCAAUGCUGCCAAUAAUAAAAAACAACAUGAU
This is a messenger RNA of Eleginops maclovinus (Patagonian blennie), 419 nucleotides long. Its product is annotated as relaxin-3-like. Gene Ontology annotation, cellular component: extracellular region. The transcript has 2 exons. Bases 15 to 320 code for a protein of 101 amino acids. NCBI's taxonomy places the organism in Eukaryota, Metazoa, Chordata, Actinopteri, Perciformes, Eleginopidae. The record is from RefSeq and is a predicted model, not a curated record. Gene Ontology annotation, molecular function: G protein-coupled receptor binding; hormone activity.